AUGCCGCGUGCAGUCAGAGGAGUUCUCAUCGAAUGCGACCCCUCCGUCAAGGCGAUCAUCCUAAAAUACGACGAAGAAAGACACGACUACAUUGUCGAAGACUUAGAUGAUGACAGACACCUAGUUAUCAAGGAAAGCCAGCUUGAGAAUCUAAAGUAUCGGCUUGGAAAGGAGCUCGAUGAUAAGGUCAUGCAGGCUGAUGAUGAAUCGGAAUCUGAAUAA
Messenger RNA from Aspergillus affinis, 222 nucleotides. RefSeq names its product TFIIH complex subunit TFB5 (gene tfb5). The record is from RefSeq and is a predicted model, not a curated record. Bases 1 to 222 code for a protein of 73 amino acids. Gene Ontology annotation, cellular component: transcription factor TFIIH holo complex; transcription factor TFIIH core complex. Gene Ontology annotation, biological process: transcription initiation at RNA polymerase II promoter; nucleotide-excision repair; transcription by RNA polymerase II. NCBI's taxonomy places the organism in Eukaryota, Fungi, Ascomycota, Eurotiomycetes, Eurotiales, Aspergillaceae. The transcript has 3 exons.